GCCUGGGAGUGGAAGGAAGGGGAGGUGGGCUUAGUCGGACAGCUGGAUGGGAUGCCAGGGGCAGGCGUGGUGCUGGCUCUGGAGUUGGAUGCCUGAGAUCGGACACCUGUCACUGUGGAGUGUCAGGCCCUACCCAUGAGGUCUUCCCAACGUCUCUGUGACCCCCUGACCUCCCUGUGCCCUGCUCUUCCUCCCACAUUUGGACUCCUCUAGGUCUGUGUCCAGCACCCAGCCUGCUCCCAACCUGCCCCCAGUGGGCCCCGGACAGAUGCCCCUGUACCUUUCCAGGCAGGACACCUACUAUUCUCCCAUUAUUAGACAGGGGUGAGGCAACUUCUUGAGGAAUGGACCAGGACCAGUGGGAACAGGUAGGUCAUGGGACAGAUCAGAGGGGCUACCUGGGGAAUCCAUGGGAACACCUCAGGGCCUGGCCCUCCCUGGUCACCCCAUCUGAGCUCAGGACACCUGUAGGCCCCACCUGACCAGACUGGCAGACCAGGCGGCUCUGGAAGGCUUGGGCUUCCUUUUCCAGCUCCCUCUGCACAAGUUCCCCUUGGGCCUGUGUCAGCCCCCCCAGACCUCCUUCCCCUUCCCCUUGCCAGGGCCCCAGCUCCCUGCUGGAUCUCCUGGGAGGAAUGAGGGCGUUGUCAUGGUGACCAAAUGUAGCUGACCAGCUGAGAAGGGGUGGGCUGUACAUGUGAGGGGGAGGGGUCAGGAGGAACUUGUUUGGGCUUAGGGGUUGGAGUGAGUCCCUAAAUCUGAAGGGAAAUGGGCAAAGGACUCUGAGAAGAGGAUGAAUGAUGGGAAUGACCAAUUCCCUUGUCUCCCCUUCUUAAUUUUUUCUUGAGAACUCUAACUCUGACCCCUCCUUUCUGAACAGCUGAGUCCUGCCCUCUUUCUUCUCCAUCUGCAGGCCCCUGAUUCUCCACAUCCAUCUUUUCUCAGUCCUCCUUCCCUGUCUUCUCCCCUGACAGCGGCCCUGUGGGGUCCGGUGGUUAAGAAUUUGGGCCCUAGAGGCAGGUGGCUGAGUUUGGAACCCAGAUCUGUCACUUAACUGCAGGUAAUGCCUGACCUGCAAGGAUCUUAGCUCUUUGGUCCUCAGUUUCUUUAUCUGUAAAAUGGGGUAUUUUAUUGAACCAAGACAUCAUGGACUGUGAGAGGCCCCAUUAAUUCAUGUACCAGUAAGGAAGGGAAAAAAUGCUGCAAAAUAUAGUUGUGACAUCAUCAAUUGUAGGCAUAGCCUGAAUUUAAAAAUGUUAAAAUGUGAAAAAGCAAAUGUGUCAGACUUCCUGAAAUAUGGCAAUAGUGCCUACCUCACAGGCCAACGUGGUGUUUAAAUGGAAUCCAUGUGCACAGCUCCUUCGGCAUACAGGCAGUGCUCUAUAAAUGCUGGCUCUUACAACUUCUCUAACCUCAGCCCCCCUGCUCUGAUCUUGGGGCUCCUCCAGUUCUCUCCUCCCCGCCUCCCUCCUUCUCACUCCCCUCACCCCAUCUUGCCCACAGAGGUCCUAAUCAAGGUGCAGGUGUAUGUGAGUGGGGAGCUGGUGCCCCUGGCCCGGGCCUCCGUGGACGUGUUUGGGAACCGGACGCUGCUGGCCGCUGGCACCACGGACUCGGAGGGCGUGGCCACACUGCCCCUUAGUUACCGCUUGGGCACCUGGGUGCUGGUCACAGCGGCCCGCCCUGGCUUCCUCACCAACUCUGUGCCCUGGCAUGUUGACAAGCUGCCCCUGUAUGCUUCCGUGAGCCUCUACCUGCUCCCCGAGCGGCCAGCAACCCUCAUCCUCUAUGAGGACCUGGUGCACAUCCUCUUGGGCUCUCCAGGUGCCCGCUCCCAGCCCUGGGUGCAGUUCCAGUGCCAGGCCACCUGCCUGCCGGUCAGCUCCACCUACAGCCAGCUCUGGGCCUCGCUCACACCUGCCAGCACCCAGCAGGAAAUGCGGGCUUUUCCCGCCUUCCUGGGCACUGAGGCCUCCAGCUCAGGCAAUGGCUCCUGGCUGGAACUGAUGCCCCUGGCUGCCGUGAGCGUGCAUCUGCUGACAGGCAACGGGACGGAGGUGCCGCUCUCAGGCCCCAUUCACCUGUCCCUACCCGUACCCUCGGAGCCCCGGGCCCUCGCUGUGGGCACCAGCAUUCCUGCCUGGAGGUUCGACCCAAAGAGUGGGUUGUGGGUACGCAAUGGCACAGGCAUGAUACGGAAGGAAGGCCGGCAGCUCUACUGGACCUUCGUCUCCUCCCAGCUGGGGUACUGGGCAGCUGCCAUGGUCUCCCCCACAGCCGGGCUGAUCACCAUCACAUCGGGCCUCCAGGACAUCAGCACCUACCACACCAUCUUCCUGCUCACCAUCCUGGCGGCUCUGGCCCUGCUGGUGCUCAUUCUGCUGUGUCUGCUCAUCUACUACUGCCGGAGGCGCUGCCUCAAGCCGAGGCAACAGCACCGCAAGCUGCAGCUCUCCGGGCCCUUGGAUGGUAACAAACGAGACCAGGCCACCUCGAUGUCCCAGCUCCAUCUCAUUUGUGGGGGACCCCUGGAGCCCACCCCGUCGGGGGACCCCGAGGCUCCGCCUCCAGGCCCGCUCCACUCGGCCUUCUCCAGCUCCCGAGAGUUGGCCGCCUCCCGGGACGACUUCUUCCGCGUCAAGCCUCGCCCUGUCGGCCGCCCAGUGGCCGAGCCUUCGGGUGCCCGCGGGGGCGAGGGCGCCGGGCUCAAGGGUGCCCGCUCCGUCGAAGGUCCCGGUGGGUUGGAGCCGGGCCUGGAGGAGUACCGGCGGGGUCCCUCGGGGGGCGCGGCCUUCCUCCAUGAGCCACCCUCGCCGCCGCCGCCCUUCGACCACUAUCUGGGUCACAAGGGGGCAGCCGAGAGCAAGACCCCCGACUUCCUGCUGUCACAGUCGGUGGACCAGCUGGCGCGGCCGCCAUCGCUCAGCCAAGCCGGGCAGCUCAUCUUCUGCGGCUCCAUCGACCACCUGAAGGACAGUGUCUACCGCAACGUCAUGCCCACUCUGGUGAUCCCCGCACACUACGUCCGCCUCGGCGGCGAGGCGGGCGCUGCGGGGGCCAGCGACGAGCCUGCCCCGCCCGAGGGCACGGCCUCGGGUCCCGCGCGCCCUUUUCCCCAGCCCGACCCCCAGCGCCCGCUGAUGCAGGGCCACUCCGGCGCGGGGGGCGAGGGCGGCGCGGGGGGCGGCGGCGAGGGCUGGGGGGGCGGGCGCCCGGGGCCGGUCAGCGGCUCCGUCACUAUCCCGGUGCUGUUUAACGAAUCCACCAUGGCGCAGCUCAACGGGGAGCUGCAGGCGCUGACCGAGAAGAAGCUCCUCGAACUGGGCGUGAAGCCUCACCCGCGAGCCUGGUUCGUGUCCCUCGACGGGCGCUCCAACUCACAAGUCCGCCACUCCUACAUUGACCUGCAGGCGGGCGGCGGGGGCCGCAGCACCGACGCCAGCCUGGACUCGGGCGUCGACGUGCACGAGGCGCGGCCUGCGCGCCGCCGGCCCCCGCGGGAGGAGCGGGAACGCGCCCUGACCACCGCCCCGCCGCCGCCACCCGCGCCCCCGCGCCUGGCGCUCAGCGAGGACACGGAGCCCAGCAGCAGCGAGAGCCGCACGGGCCUCUGCUCGCCGGAGGACAACUCGCUGACGCCGCUGCUGGACGAGGUGGCGGCGCCCGAGGGUCGGGCGGCCACGGUGCCCCGGGGCCGGGGCCGCAGCCGCGGGGACAGUUCCCGCAGCAGUGCCAGCGAGCUGCGGCGCGACUCGCUCACCAGCCCGGAAGACGAGCUGGGGGCGGAGGCGGGCGACGAGGCGGGCGACAAGAAGAGCCCAUGGCAGCGGCGGGAGGAGCGGCCGCUCAUGGUGUUCAACGUCAAGUAGUGCCGCCCCCGGGCCUGCCUCCGCCCCUUCUGCCCCUCCCCGCCCCCAGGGUGCGCGCCCCGGGAGGGUGCGGGGGCGCCCGCUCUUAGGUCCCUGCCCGGGCCUGGAAAGGGGCCCAGGGGCCUGCGGAGCUGUCCGCUGGUAUUUGCUGGCUAAUGUCUUGGGAGGCACCCCAUGUUUGCCUCCAGGCAGAGGGAGGUGGGAGGGGUCCAACCCCCGUGGGAGGUGCUGGGCAGGAGGGCUGGAGGGGCGGGGGCGGGGAGUGGUGCCUGUAAAAAUGUGGCUGUACAUAGAAAGCUCUAUUGUGGAAA
Molecule: messenger RNA, 4180 nt
Organism: Choloepus didactylus (southern two-toed sloth)
Lineage: Eukaryota; Metazoa; Chordata; Mammalia; Pilosa; Megalonychidae
Gene: FAM171A2
Product: family with sequence similarity 171 member A2
Exons: 7
Coding region: 1338-3869 (843 amino acids)
Source: RefSeq, a predicted model, not a curated record